AUGGGGCUGGGGAACCACACGAUGGUGACUCAUUUCAUCCUCCGAGGGAUCCCCAACACCGAAGGUCUUGAGAACAUCCUCUUCUUCACCUUCUUAGCCUUCUACCUCUGCACCCUGCUGGGCAACCUGCUCAUCCUGUCAGCCAUCCUCGCCGACCCCCGCCUGCACACCCCCAUGUACUUCUUCCUCUGCAACCUCGCCGUCGUGGACCUUGGAUUCUCAUCCAUCAGCACCCCGAAAUAUUUAGCCAACCUCUGGGGUCACAGCAGGGUCAUCUCACUGGGCGGGUGCAUGGCCCAGGUCUUCUUCUGGCACUUCCUGGGCAACACCGAGAGCCUGCUCUACACGGUCAUGGCCUUUGACAGAUAUGUGGCCAUCUGCCACCCGCUGCGCUACCUGCUCAUCAUCUGGAUCCCCAGCUCCUUCCACGCCACCAUCCUCACCAGCCUGACCUUCACGCUGCCCUACUGCGGGUCCAACGUAGUUGACUAUUUCUUUUGCGACCUUUUCCCCGUGGCCAAGCUGGCCUGCGCAGAUGCAUAUGUCCUUGAGACCGUGACCUUCACCAACACUGGCAUGGUGCCCACAACCUGCUUCCUCCUCAUCCUCGCCUCCUACGUCAGGAUCGUUUAUUGCAUCCUGAAGAUGAACGCGGGCGAAGGGCGGCGCAAAGCGGCCUCCACUUGCGCAUCCCAUCUCACAGUGGUGAUGCUGUUCUUCGGACCCUGCACCCUGGUCUACACCCAGCCCCAGCUGAGCAAAGUGCUGGUGACCCCUGUGCAGAUCUUCAGCAAUGUGGUUGCACCCAUGCUGAACCCGCUCAUCUACACGCUACGCAACAAGGAGGUGAAGGUGGCUCUGAGAAAACUGGGAGAGGGUCUGACGACGAGACGUUGA
Pelodiscus sinensis (Chinese soft-shelled turtle) is the source of this 897-nucleotide messenger RNA. RefSeq names its product olfactory receptor 10D3-like. NCBI's taxonomy places the organism in Eukaryota, Metazoa, Chordata, Testudines, Trionychidae. Gene Ontology annotation, cellular component: membrane. Gene Ontology annotation, molecular function: olfactory receptor activity; G protein-coupled receptor activity. The record is from RefSeq and is a predicted model, not a curated record. Gene Ontology annotation, biological process: G protein-coupled receptor signaling pathway.